Molecule: messenger RNA, 1425 nt
Organism: Lodderomyces margitis
Lineage: Eukaryota; Fungi; Ascomycota; Pichiomycetes; Serinales; Debaryomycetaceae
Exons: 2
Coding region: 1-1425 (474 amino acids)
Biological process (GO): transport along microtubule
Cellular component (GO): cytoplasmic dynein complex
Molecular function (GO): dynein light chain binding; dynein heavy chain binding
Source: RefSeq, a predicted model, not a curated record
AUGUCAGAAGAAAGACAGCAGUUAUUAGAACAAAAAAGGAAAAGGCUACAGGAGUUAAAGCAAAGAAGGAAUGGGCAAUCCGCGCUGGUUGUUGAAAUGCCAAGGCCAAAGACGGCAGUGGACGCUUCGACGCAGACCACAACAGAAAACAGCAAUAGUUUGAACUUGGACAGUUACGCUGCCCCAGUUGUGACUUCGCUGAAAGACCAGCCGCUAACAGAUAAUCGACAGCUAACGAGGUUUGAUGUGGCAAUUCAAGCGACAACCGACGACACUGGCCAUACGCGUGCAGGCAAUACUGAAAUGACUGCCACCAGAUCAAUCUCGACCAAGAAAGAGAUCUCUUCUUUUGAUCUAAACGAAGCAUUGAUAGAGUCGGUCAAGCUCGUCAACCGGAUCCAAAUCAACAAAUCAAUCAACUUGAGCGAAACGAAAAUAGAAUCUAAAACAAAUUCAGCUUUUAUCAAAAGAACGCUUUCGUUUACGUUGGAUCGGCAAAUUAUAGAUCUUGAUGUUUCACCCCACAAGGAAGGCCAAUUUGUUGUCUGCUAUACAAAAUCGACUACGGAUAACUAUGAUGCGAUUGUUUUUGAUCAGGUUAGCGAUAAGCUACUUCCAGUAAAUUAUUUAUCUUGCAUUUCUGUCAUCACAAAGAUAAGGUUCGAUGUGAAUAACACCGGUCGCAUUAUUGGCAGUUCGAGUAAUGGUGCAUUGUGCAUUUGGGAGAUUGAAUUUGCUGCGUUAAUUCAAUCACCUUCAUUAUCUACACCUCCGAGCUUCUUAACAACCAAAAGAGAGUGGCAGCCGCAUUUGGACGAAUUAGUUUUGCUACAACAAGUUAAAGUCGACACCAAUGAGUGCAUCUUGACUUUAUCAAAGGAUGGUGUACUAAAUAUCUGGUCCAGCAACUUAUUAAAUAAGCCAAAGUACUCGGUUAAGUUGAGCGAUGAAGCCAGUGGAGUACGGAUAAAGGACGCGGUAUAUCUUGGUAAUGACAUGUUUGUAGGCGAAAUCAACAAGCGUUUGUUGAAGAUGGUACUUGUUAGUCUUGACGGGAAGAUAUAUAACCAGGAAUUAAACUUGAUUCAUGAAGAUAAACACAGUCUUGUAAUCAAUUCUGUGGAGAGUAUUGGCAAAGACAUGAUCAUAUCGGCUCAUUCAGAUUGGCAGUUACGCUUAUGGAAAGAAGGGCAGACUGCACCCUUUAAAAUACUAUCUAUGUUCUAUGUGGCCAAGCAUAUCGUGAAAAGGCCGCAUGCUGAUUACCAAUUCAUUACAGUGGGCUUAUUCAAACAAAAGUACUACGUUGACCUUUGGGAUAUUUCCAAAAAAUUGUAUUCGCCGUUGUUGAGGAUAGUAGAAGAGACGGAUCCUCCAAAUUUCACUCUACUCGAUCAACGAGAAUUACAAUUGGGAGGUUUCUGA